Aspergillus vadensis CBS 113365 is the source of this 504-nucleotide messenger RNA. RefSeq lists its product as uncharacterized. Lineage: Eukaryota; Fungi; Ascomycota; Eurotiomycetes; Eurotiales; Aspergillaceae. The record is from RefSeq and is a predicted model, not a curated record. Bases 1 to 504 code for a protein of 167 amino acids. The transcript is spliced from 5 exons.
AUGCUAUGUAGUGGCCUUUCUGAUUCUUAUAUAUUCUUUAAUAUUACUCCUUUCUCAAGUACAUUUAUAUGUGGUUCCCAGAAUUCCGGAAAGAGCCAUAUAUUAUCCUGUAUAUUAGAAAACUGCUUGAUUCUAUCCAAAGCUGGACAGUUGCUAAAUCCCCUAACAGAGAUUAUAUUUUAUUAUGAUACUUUUAUUAGUAAUAUAAUAGGAUCAUUUUAUGAAGCAGCCUUUUUAUUCUUAUAUUCUGAUAUUAAAAGAGUUUAUUUGAAAUUAAAUAUUAUAGAUAAUGGCCCCAUACCGCUCUACAUGCACACUGUUAAAUGUAUUCUCCGGGAAAUGCGUAUGGAGCAGCAGGCAGCGCAUACAGGAUUUGAUUACUGUAUCUUUAAGAAUAAAGUACUAAACUCGAAUUUGACCCCUAUACUAGAAAGUUUUAUGCCUCAGUUGCAGACUCUACCUAUUUCUGGCAAGAACAAAGCUGCUUCCGAAGGCAUUAACUAG